AUGGCAGCCGUGCCUGCUGGACGUGUGGCUUUCUAUGUUGUCCCAGUUUCACCAUUGGAAGGAGAGACACUGGAACUGAAUUGUCAGGACCAAUACUAUUAUUGGUGGCCAAAGAAGGACUUUACCUUUUAUAGAAAUGAAAAGAAGAUCCAUUCGAUAAAGUCUAAAACAGAUGAGUCUUCAUAUCACAUUAAAGUAAACAGCACCAAUGACAGUGGACAGUACAGUUGCAAAAUUGAUGGGUCAGAAUCACAAUAUGUUCACGUUCAAGUUCAAGAACGCUUUGCCAAGCCCGUACUGAGGGUGGAGCCGGCAACAGAAGUAUAUGAGGGGCUCCAGGUCACGUUGAUGUGCAUUGCUCAGACAGGGCGCCCCUCCAUCCGGCUUCACUACACAUUUUACAGAGAUGGCAGCACCCUGGAGACAGCGCCGGAUGAUCGUAUUGUGUACACCAUCAAUGCAGCAGCUGCAAACGUUUCUGGGAAUUACGCCUGCGAAGCGAUCGAGACAAAUUAUGGUCUGAGGAAGAGGAGUGACAAUGUUCACCUUUCCGUUAAACAGGCGUUCGCUGUCCCUAAGCUGACCGUGCAUCCUGAGGGACAGCUAGUUGAUGGCCAAUGGUUUAAGCUGAUGUGCUUGGUUGAAGAGAAUCUCUCCGAAGCUUCCUUGCGGUAUGGCUUCUACAGAAAUGGGAUCCCUCUCCAGUCUCCGUCCCACCACAACGAUUCCAUCUCUGAGUCAGCUCGUCCGGCCAACUCGGGUACUUACCAUUGCGAAGUCAUGGGCGGUAAAGUGCGGAACCGCAGUAAUCAGCUCCAUUUGUCGAUCAGGCGAAUUCCAGUGUCAAAACCAGAACUAAUAAUUCAACCCAGAAAGAAGCUAAUCGAAGGAUUCUUAAUCUGUUCAGUCUCCAAUGGUUCUCUGCCGAUUUAUUACCAAUUCUACAAGGGUUCAAGCAUCAAAAUGUACUGGGAACUUUCCAACAGUACCAAGCUUGUUUACAACAUCGAAGGCAUCAGCAGAAGGGACAAAGGGAUUUACCAUUGCUCGGUGAGAAAUGAGGUGACAGGCCCUCUGCACAGUGAAGAAGUAGAGAUCACAGUGACAGUUCCUGUCACAGAUGCUGUGCUGAUAUCCCGCACCAAUGGGACUGAGAUACAGCCCGGGGACCGCCUUGUUCUCCGGUGCCUGGUGAGGGAAGGCACUGAGCCCCAGUUCAUUUGGUACCGUGACAACGUGCCGCUAAGAAACGGCAGUGCGAGCUCCCAUGUGACUGCCGAUGGUGGUGAGCUGGUUAUUCAUUCAUUCCGGAGAGACAAUGUCGGGAGCUAUCACUGUGCAGCGAUCAACGAAGGAAACAACGGCACCAUUUUUAACGUGACCAGUGACUAUAUCGAAUUCACGCUGCGAGCUCGGAGUUAUUCCACGGAGAUCGCGGCCUCGCUCGUCCCAGUUCUGAUGUUCGCCGGCCUGAUCGCGUCGGCGUGGUUCAUCCACCAGAGGAGGGACACAGGCAAUUCCUCAACUGUGUCACAGCCCAACAGAUCCCAAGCUUCUGGUGAAGGGGCAGCAGCCGACAAUCUGGAGUAUGCAGUAAUCGGAGCAGCACACAAUGCUGAAAACACGGCUGCAGAUCUGGUUUAUUCAGUGGUCACCAUCAAGAAGAGAGCAGAUGCUGGCAGCAAUGUUGGUUUCUCCUCCAAUGGGAAGAAGGAUGCCAAGUCUGACCCCGACGACUACUUUGUCACAUACGCCACAUUGAACCUCAGCGAUCUUUCGGAGGGAGAAGACAGAGCGGAUGGAAACGUUUAUGAGAAUAUUCUGCUCUACUAA
This is a messenger RNA of Rhincodon typus (whale shark), 1833 nucleotides long. RefSeq names its product platelet endothelial cell adhesion molecule-like. The coding region runs from base 1 to 1833 and encodes 610 amino acids. Gene Ontology annotation, molecular function: transmembrane signaling receptor activity. The transcript has 12 exons. The record is from RefSeq and is a predicted model, not a curated record. Lineage: Eukaryota; Metazoa; Chordata; Chondrichthyes; Orectolobiformes; Rhincodontidae. Gene Ontology annotation, biological process: cell surface receptor signaling pathway.